GUAUAGUGAAUAUUCGACUGCCAAUGUCUGUAUAUUGUUCCGUUUCAAUUCUAUAUUUGUGUGUGUGUAAAGAUACGUAAAAAUACAAGUAGAAUAAUGUAAAAAUAAUAAUAAAUUCAAAGUUGUGAACAUAUAUUAGUAUAAAACAGAUAUGUACAGAAGAUAGUGAACUAACAACACAAGGGGCUCGACUGAUGACGGGCGUGUCGGCUUCGAGCACCGAGGGACUUCGCACGUUUGAGAGAAUUUAACACAAACAACGUCCCAGACCAGAGAACAAGAUGGUGGACAAAAUGUCACGGUAUAGAUAUGCACCGCUACUGGUGUUCCAAAUAUUCCUGAUGAUCCUAUACAUACUGUUCACCACGUAUGGAGGUGCUGAAGAAGCCAAUAUUAAAGGCUUUGAAGACACACAUGUGAUGAUAUUCAUCGGCUUUGCGUAUCUCAUGACAUUCCUUAAGAAGUAUUGCUACUCUGCUCUUGGAUACAACUGGUUUUUAGCAGCAUUGGUCAUACAGUGGGCACUGCUCUGCCAAUCCUUCUUCCAUAUGAAAGACAAUAUGAUUCAUAUAACGAAGAAAAGUUUAUUGGAGGCUGACAUUAUGUCCGCGACUGUCCUCAUCACGUUCGGAGCUUUACUGGGUCUUGCAAGCGGAACCCAGCUAUUGUUCAUAGCCAUCAUAGAAACAGCAGUCGGCUGCAUAAAUUUGUACCUAAUGGAAAGUGUUUAUAAGGUCACAGACAUAGGUGGCUCUAUAGGUAUUCACACGUAUGGUGCGUACUUCGGGCUGGGAGUGAGCACUGCAUUUAGGUUGAGGAAGCCCACUGGACCGGACGCGGCCGGUACUGAGCGCCUCGAUGGACCCACCUACAUCUCCGAUAUUACUGCUAUGCUUGGUUCAAUAUUCCUAUGGAUCUUCUGGCCAUCGUUCAACUCCGGUUUGGCGCAAACUGACGCCGAAGCUCAGCGAGCAGUGGUCAACACUUACCUGUCUUUAGCUGCAGCUACGGUGACAACAUUCGUCCUCUCUGCAAUGGUGAGCCAUAAACCAGGCAAGCUGGACAUGGUGCACAUUCAGAACUCCACCCUUGCUGGUGGUGUGGGAGUGGGAGCUGUCGCCAACCUGUUCAUUGGGCCUGGAGUCGCUAUAGCUAUUGGUAUUGGUGCUGGUGUCAUCAGCGUGUUGGGAUACAGAUUUGUGACGCCAUUGCUAGAAAAGAUCGGCAUCCAGGACACAUGUGGUGUGCACAACCUGCACGGCGCUCCUGGAGUAUAUUCUGGUCUACUGUCAGCUCUCUUCGCAGCUAUCGCCACUGUCGACACGUAUGGCUCCGAGUAUAGCAAUAUCUUCAGUGCAGGAGCUGCGGACGGCAGAUCGAGUUCGAUGCAAGCUGCAUAUCAGUUGGCAGCCCUUGCAACUACGCUGGUACUGUCAUUCGGAACGGGAUUCAUUUCCGGUUUGAUCGCAAAAACGAAGUUGUUCGCGCCCCUAGAGGUGCACCAGCGAUACGACGACGAAGUGAACUGGGAACUGCCCUAACUUAACAUAACAAUGGCGUCUUUAUUCUGAAAGCUUUCAAUUGUAAACCUCAUGAUAAUCAAACAGUUCCGGAAGAAAAAUAAAAAGGAAUAAGUAUGUGUUUUUUUUUGGGUUACGACGAAAAUGUUGUAAAGAUUGUCGUUUGAAGACAGGAGGCCUAUUGGAAUACUUAUCUUUUUUUUAGGAAAUGUAUGUAGUUUUCGAAUGACUAGCCAAAGGAAACAAGGAUUUGAUAGGCCAAGAAAACCUCUAUUGACAGGCAAGAGCAUCUUUGUAUCGGAGCAUUUUUGUAUGAAGCCUAGAUUACCUAAGAUAUUUAGAGUGUAGAGGAGUCGUCAUAUACAUAGGUUAGUGUUCUAUACUCUCAAAAAGAUCAAAGUUUACUGAUUGGUUAAGAUGAUAAAUGACUUUUAUAUUCAACUCAACAUCUAAUUAGUGCGAAUGUUCACUAUAGAAAUUAUCUGUAAGAUUAUAAUGUUCGGUGAAGUCAUACGAGAAAUGUAAGAAUCGUUUUUGGAUUGACGAUGACUAAACGUGUCAUAAUUAUAAGUUGUAUCAUUUGUGAAAUCGCAUUUUUAAAUUCUUGAUAUUAAUACUUUUCUAAGCCUAAAGGUGAUCGCUUAACCCCAGCGCACACUUGACGACCCACCCCGUGCCUCCUAUCUUCGGCAUGCCAUUUUCAUCCAAAUGCCAUAGUAGUUAAGAUUUACUUUAAAUUGAUUUAUUCUCAGCAUCUUUGCCGCGCCUCCGCCGGUGUAUGCUGGGCUUUUGUGAUCAAAAUCGUACACAGAGCUAGGAGUUUUUAGUAUACAUUUUCUGAGUCUCUGUGCGUUUCAUAUCGAUCUGAUAUUUUUUUUUU
Molecule: messenger RNA, 2400 nt
Organism: Spodoptera litura
Lineage: Eukaryota; Metazoa; Arthropoda; Insecta; Lepidoptera; Noctuidae
Gene: Rh50
Product: Rhesus blood group-associated glycoprotein Rh50
Biological process (GO): ammonium homeostasis; ammonium transmembrane transport
Cellular component (GO): plasma membrane
Molecular function (GO): ammonium channel activity
Source: RefSeq, a predicted model, not a curated record